Molecule: messenger RNA, 567 nt
Organism: Metopolophium dirhodum (rose-grain aphid)
Lineage: Eukaryota; Metazoa; Arthropoda; Insecta; Hemiptera; Aphididae
Exons: 1
Source: RefSeq, a predicted model, not a curated record
UUAUUUUUCUCUUCGUUUUAAACCGUUGUACACGUAUACGCUCCGUCUUCGAAUAUUUUCCAGUGUUUAGUUUUUAAAUAUUAUUUCGUUUUAAUCAUGGCUGGUUCAAUUGGAAACAUGGCUGCCAUAUACAAAAAGAAGACGUUCGCGUACGUUCCUCCAUCACCACCGGCUGACCUCAUCGAAGCUACAAGCUACACACUGGAUUUUGCGAGCCGUAAAUUUAUACUUGUCGGUAUCGAUCCGACAGAACAACAUCAAACAGUUGUUCUCUUAUUAACAUCAUCACGUUAUGUGAAAAUAAGUAUAGAUUUUCUAAGACGGAUAUUCUCACUUAUGGGUAACGUACUAUCAUUUAUAUUAAACAUACCACAGUCCAAUAAACGGAUCAUUUUUCUCGAAACCGAUGCUUAUAAAAUAUCAAGUAUGGUGUAUAACGGUUCAAACGUUCUGGUAAUUGAAUCCAAGACUGAAGAUGGAUGUAGAGUUUUAUUAAGUCGUUCAGAUUUAAUAAAACUCCAGGAAUUAGAAUGGUGUAUUACUGCUAGUAUUAAUGAAAAAGAAGAA